AUGAGUCAAGAUCUGCUUGAUAAAUUACCUGCCACACUUAGGGGAAAAGUGGAACAAAUUACCAGAGCUUUGCCAAAUUCAAAAGAGAUAUUCGAUGAGUUAUAUACUUUUGCUUUAGCUGAAGCCAACGAAAUUAGUAAAAGAAAGGUUCAGAAGCCAGCUUCUGUUCCUGUGGAAACAGCAGGAGUUGAUGUCAAAGAAGAAGAAAUAAUUUUUAAUUUAAAGGAUGUCACGGUACUAUCACCAUUGAGAAAAAAAUUGAACCUGAUAUUACAUUUAUCGACCAGUUCGAGGAAGCCAGUAUUAUCUUUAGCUAAAGAUACUAAAAUAGAAAUGACAAUAGAGGAUCUAAAAACUAAUGUAAAAAUGGCUACAUUCCUACCGGUCCCAGAAAAAUCAAACAUAUUUUAUAUUUUUAUUAAUUACCAAAAAGCAGCUGAUGAUGUUUAUACUGAACCAAUUUUAGCUACAAUAAACAAGGCUGCUAUUUUGGAUCAAUUCAAAACUUCAGGAUUGGUCGAAAUAGGUGAAGAAGAUUUCACCAAGUGCAUUGAAUUUAUGAGAAAACAAGCUAUCAUGACUGGAUUUAGAAUUUCCGAUCCAUUUUUUAAAGUUAAUCCAGAUCAGGAUGUUUCUUUCCAUGUUGAAUGUCAUAGAGGUACCAAAGAAGGUACCUUAUACUUUUUACCCGAUCAUAUAAUUUUUGGGUUCAAGAAACCAAUACUUCUGUUUGAAUCCGCCGAUAUAGAGUCGAUUACCUACUCCUCCAUUACAAGACUGACAUUCAAUGUUACACUAAUUACAAAAGACGAUAGAAAGUUCGAAUUCUCAAUGAUCGAUCAGGCAGAAUAUUCUAAAAUAGACGAGUACGUUAAGAGAAAACAGGUGAAAGAUAGAUCUAUGAGUGAAGAAUUGAAAGCAAAGACAUCUCAUAAAAAUCAAGCAUCACAAGAAAACCAAGUUUCUUCUUUGCAAGAGGCUGCUCAACAACUAGCAGAAGGGGAAAACUUAAAGGAUAUGAAUUUAGAUUCCGAUGAUGAAGAAGGAGAUGUGAAUUUUGAAGCUGAAAGUGAGUUGUCUGACGGAAGUGACGAUGGUGAAGAUGACUAUGGAGAUGACGAUGAAGAUGAAGAGGAAGGUGCUGAUGAAGGUGCUGAUGAAGGUGAAUACAAUGAAAAAACUUUUGAGGAAGCUGAAAAGGCUUAUCAAGAAGAAAAUGAUGACGAAGGUGAUUCAGAAGAUAAUGAUGAGCGAGAAGAUGAUGAAAAUGAUGAAUAUAUGCACGAUUUUGAAAAAAGAGAGGAACAUGGAGAAGAGUUAGAAUCAAAUAUUUCGCCUCAAGAAGGCUUUCCAGUUGAUUUGGGAUUGGAUGACAUUCCAAUUGAAAUCGACGAUGAUGAAGAUGGUGAUAAUAAUAACGAAGAGGACGAUGGCGAAAAUUCUGGUGUAGAAUAUGAUUAA
Messenger RNA from Tetrapisispora phaffii CBS 4417, 1461 nucleotides. RefSeq names its product Rtt106p (gene RTT106). The transcript has a single exon. NCBI's taxonomy places the organism in Eukaryota, Fungi, Ascomycota, Saccharomycetes, Saccharomycetales, Saccharomycetaceae. The coding region runs from base 1 to 1461 and encodes 486 amino acids. The record is from RefSeq and is a predicted model, not a curated record. Gene Ontology annotation, molecular function: nucleosome binding; histone binding.